CAACAAAUGGAUUAUGAAUUCAUGGAAUAUGGACUUAUUUUAAUUUGUACAUUUAUUCAUUCUUUGCAUAUUUAUUAAAAUCACUAUUCGGUAAGCCAAUCAAAAAAAAAAAGUGUGUAAGUUACAUACUGUGAUAAAUAUUGUUUGAUAUAUAUUUAAAUUAGAUGUAAUACUGUAAUAUGGCAUAACCUUUACAUGAAUCUAGUUAUUCUGAGGUUGAAGGUGGGCGUUUGAAGGGGUGAGCUUGGAAAUAGUAUGUCUGUUCCACAAGAAUGGUAUGAAAACUCUGAAUGCGGCCAAAAAUGCCGCAGUCCAGAAUGUGUUGCAGAUCUCAACUGCAUUAUUACUAAAGGAAAUGCAUUGCAAAUUAAAGAAUAUAUUCGAACUUCUUGUCCGACAGCUACCAUACGUUGUGAUACUUUGGGACGAAGUGCUAUCCACUUAGCUGCAUCAUGUGGCAAAAUAGAAGUAUUGGAUUGGCUCAUUGCAACUUUUAAUUGUAACUUAAAUGUCCAGGACAGAGAAAGUGGAUGGACACCACUACAUAGAGCUGUGUAUUACGGGAGACUUGGUUGUGUAAUUUUGCUCAUUGAACAUGGUGCAAAUAUGUGGGUAAGGGACAAGGAAGGAAUGACACCUAUGGACAUUGCCAUGCUCGAUUGUUCACCUUGGGUAAGGUAUCUUAGAUUUUCAACAAACAUAUAAGAUGCCUGUGUUCUUAAUAACUCAGAUACAUCUGAAGUCUAUACAUGGGGUAUAAAUGACAAUUUUGUUCUAGGGCAAAGAAAUCUAAAGGAGUGCAAGUUACCAGAACCUGUGGAUUUCUUUGUCAAAAGGCAUAUCAAUAUUAAAGUUGCUACGGCUAAAUUCCAUACUAUUUUCGUUACCACAUCUGGGUCUGUUUACUCGUGUGGACAUGGGGAAGGUGGAAGGCUAGGAAAUGGUAAUCAGGAGGCUUGUCUUGAACCAGCACAAGUUUCUCUUAGCAUAGGUGUGUGUGUAUUAUCAGCAGCAGUUGGUUUGAAUCACACUGUACUCACUACAGAUUCUGGUCAUCUAUUAGUUUGUGGCUUGAAUAAGCAUCACAUUCUUGGUGUGUCUUCAUCAUCAGAUCGUGAGUUAGUUCCUGUUAGAGUUCACGGAGCUUUGAAAACUCUACGUGUAAUUGGAUGUGCUGCAGGUGUAUUGCAUACUGUUGUUUGGACUGACAAGGGUCGCUUAUACACUUUUGGUGCGAAUGCUGGUCAGUUAGGUCAUGCUAAAAACGACCUUUACGUAAAACAACCUCGGCAAGUAUCAGGAGUUUAUAAAGAAGGGGAUGGUAUUAUUUGUGUUCAUGCAUGUGAUUCUGCUACUAUAGUUUCUACACGACAAGGCACUGUGUACUUGUUACAAAAUUACGUUUGUCGGAAAAUAGUAUCGAAACAAUUGGAUAUUGUAAAAGUUCAAAUAGGUGGAGGAAGAUUGGAUGUUUCGGCUCUUUCUCAAAUUGAUCAACGACUUCACUCUGUUCACAAUUUGUUGAAAGAUGACAGUUUACAUGUCAUAAUGAGCAAAAAAUCUGGUGAUAUAUUGUCAUGGAGUAAGGCUCAUGGAACACUCGACAGAUGUAAAUUCAACCUGCCGCAAUCAUUUCUUUUCAAAGACAUAGCCAUUUGCAAUCAUGGACAUACUGCCUUGUUAGUCACAAAUACAGGACAAGCUUUUGUUGCAAAGUAUGGAAACUGGAAAGCUCCCAAACCUCCAAGAAAAAAUCAAUCAGCGGUAAAUACAAAGGCAUAUGAUAGCUGCUUGGAUAUGUUGGAUGCUGAUUCUGUACAAGAAUUUUCGUUAGAUCAGGUAUGUUGUGUUUUUCGUGCACAUUCUGGUUACAUCGGACCCAAAGCAAAAGCAGGAGCCAUAUUGCAAAGUGAACCACGUAUCUUUUCCACUGAUGUUCCUACGGUUGGCGAUAGUGAACUGCAAGAAAAUAUUCAGAAAUUAUGGGAAGAUGUCACUGAAAAUGAUAAUGUCCAUGACAUGGUUGUAGCCGCUGUUGAUAGCAAAGGGAAUAGACUAUUAUCAAUACCUUGCCACAAAUUCAUUCUUGCCUCGCGUUCUCAGUUUCUGAGAAAAAUUAUCACACACCAGACGCGAAAAAGUACCAGCGAAAAUGAGGAUGAAAUCACAUCGGAGGAUGUAGAACAGAAUGGUGUCUUUAUGAAUGAAAAUUACACAGUUAACAUUGAUCAUCUUCUUUUUGAAAAUUGUGAUCCUUAUGUGUUAAGAAAUCUAUUGAGUUCAUAUAUUGUGAGUCUUGCGAAUUGUUACGCCCAAAAAAUACUGUUCCAGCUGCUGCUAAAAAUAUUAAUUCAACAGAAACCAGAAUUUAUUGGGAAAGUGACAAAAUCACAAACUUCUCUUCGGCAAGAAAUGGAAUUGAUUUGUCAGAAAAUUCAAGUUACAAAUGGUAGUAUUUCUGCUUUUGCAGUCUAUCAAGAAUCGGAUAAACAUACAAAAAAAUCAAAAUCAGAAAAAUCUUCCAAGCACAAUUCAACAUCCAAUCUUCUUUCACAGUUUAAAACUCUGGCAAAGAAACUUGGUAUAAAUAGAUCUUUCUUCGAUUCUAUAACUCUUCACGAUGGCGUAAUUCAGAAGAAGGGCACGAGUAGCUUUAAAGCUAACUUCCCUUCAUUCGACUGCCACAAACUUCACAGUCUUUGUGAUAUUGAAUUAGAAUGUUCUGAUGGAGUUAUUUUAAAGGCCCACAAAUGUAUUUUGGUAGCUAGAAUAGAGUUUUUUAGAAGCAUGCUAUUAUCACAAUGGGCGGAAAGUAAAGGUGUGAUCACAAAGGUGCCGAUUCCGUCAGAUAUUUUCAAAUAUGUGCUGGAGUUCUCCUACACUGAUUCCACUUUUGUAUUGAACCACUUUCUGUCACCAGAAACACUGUGUGAAGUAAUGGCGGCUGAUCAACUACUGAUGAAUAGGUUGAAGGACAUAGCAGAAGUUCAGGUUGCUUCACUAUUAACUUUGAAGAAUGUAUCUUCGAUAAUAGAAUUUGCGUCUGCGUUCCACUGUCCACAGCUAAUAAAAACAUGUAGACAAUUUAUAAUCCAUCAUCUACCAGCACUCAUGCAUACACCGAAUUUUUAUUCAAUAGAAUAUUCGACGUUGGAAGAGAUGGAAGAUUCAUACAGAUCAGCUAUCAGUGCUGUAUAUUUACGAGGUAUGCCACCUAGUACUGAGGGUCCACCACUUCCCGAUGUACCAGAGAAUUUGGAAUCCAGCUCUCUCUUUCCAAUUUUUGAGCCUUUAUCUCCAACUGAUAAAUCUUCAGUCUGGCCUAGUGAAGGGCCGCCUUCACCCCAAAAGAAAAAGUCAUUUGGGCAAAGACGAAGUAGUAAAAGCAGGAAAAAAUCAUUCUCAAAAUCUUCAACUGGGGGCAUUGUUCUGUCUGAUCUUUUGUCUAGGAAUGAUAAAGAUAUUGACAGUUUCGUUGACAGAAUUGCAUCUUCAAAGAAUAAAGCUUCACUUAAUGAAAACACACAACUGGAUUCUCAUACGUCUGUGUCUCCACCCAAUAAUAAUGCUUCAACUCAUAUUGAUUUCAACGAUAAUAUUGAUAAAAAAUUAGCUGCUGUCAAGAUCAAACCGAUACAAAAAGGUUUUGUGCCAGUCUCAAGUCCACAAAAUAUAAACAAAUCUAAUUUUCAAGACAUGGAUACUCAGAAAUCUCAAUUUCCCAGUCUAUCUUCGAAUUUAUCACAACCAAAUCAUCCUGCUCCAUCAUCACAUAUAACUCAAAAUAACCCAUGGGGCUCUAUGGCUGGUAUUGCUGCAGAAACCAAAACUUAUCCUGUUGCUAUUCCUAUUAAAAAUAGUAGUAGUGUAAACCAUGGCGGAUCUGGUGCUGCUAUUACAAUGAAACCAAAAAAGUUGUCUCAAAAACAAAGGAAAAAGUUAGAAAAAGAAACUGCUAAAUUAGAAGUGGAGCGUGUUACUAUCCCUGCUGCUACCUCGCCUCCUAUUAAUGCUUGGGGUACAGUAGCUAGUCCACCUAGAACAGACUCCAGGUCUUUCUGGGAUGUCAUGAAAGAACAAUCAACUUCACCCAGCCUUAUUGUGCAACGUCCAAGAGUUGUAUCACCAGAUAAAAUGACAAAAUCAGAAAUAGAUAGUCCAUGGCAAAUGGCGCCUAAAACUUUACAAAAGGAUACAUCAAAAGACUCUGCAAUCCGACCAAAUUCUUCGUUUAGAGACAUAAUGCAAAGCACCAUGAAUCAGGCUGAGGAGAGUUUAAAAAGAAUGAAUAAACCAUUGCAUGAUAUUCAGCUGGAAGAUCAAGCGAUGGCAGAACUGAAAGUGCAUUACCAAAACACAAUUCCACACAUUGACGAACAAUUUUUCACUGUUGAAAGGAUCUCAGCAAAGUACACUUAAAUGACUGACAUGAAUUGAAGAGCAACCCAUGUGAAAUAACAUUUGAUGCUGAGGAUUUGCCUUAGUACAGUUUGUAUUGCAAAAUUGAUAUUUUUGUGCCUUAGUUUUCUUUGUGCAAUAUGAUACUUGAUUGCUAUUAUUAUUUUUUGAAGUUUCAAAAUAUCAUUUUUUAUGGAUUACAACCAACCAUAGAUAUCAUGUAUGAACAGAAGAAGUAUUUGGUACAUAAAUAUUUUUGUCAUUAAAUUUGAGAAGCUAUGUUGAUAGAGAUAGGUUUGUAUAUUCUGAAUUUUAUAUUCCAAUCACAUCUGAAGAAAGGUAUUUUACGAUUCUUUGCCAAAUAAAAUAAUAUAUUAUAAUAAAACACACUCGACUCGGGUCUUCAGAGCGCAGAUCAGUAUCUGGUUUCAAUUCUCAUAUAUGUCUUAAAACGUAAGGAACUUCCUAUUUUUUCUUCUCUGUACUAAAUGAGCAUUUGUGAAGCAUUAUUCUAUAUUAAAGGUUGGUGCUGGUGUAGUUUUAGGCAUAAUAGUUUCAAUGUUAUUUACUUUUUUGUAAAGUAUUACAUACAGAGUAUGAAUAUUUUCAGGCGCCUUGAAAAGUCUGUUUUACAGUAUACUCAAAGCAAGGUCGCACAUUUUACAACCAGUUCAAGCUAAUCGAGAAAAUUAUAUUUAUGAAAAAAAUGAAUGAUAUGUUUGUCAUCAUACACUAAAGAUAAAGACCUAAUCAGGGAAGAGACCACUUUUUUCCAUUAUUUUUAACACCAAAUGUACCAGUAUUGCUGGUGUCAUAGCUUAUGGUUACUUCUACAUCGAUAGUAUUACCAAUAGUAUUGAAGUGAACCAUACUAUAUCUUCAUCAUAUUGUAGUCAAAGUGAAAAUAAAUUGUUGUUGAAGUUCCAAAAUAAAAUUUAACACGAGUUGAAUUGCUUUACAUUCCUGCUUUUUGUAUUGUGAUUGGGCUAAAUCUAUGCUUUCUACCAGAUAGUAGUUUGUUAUUUAAAAUCACCAUCACACAUGCAUAUUACAAGUCAAGAUUUUUUUUCAAGUUGUCUAUCAAUUAUGACAGCAUAUUUUUUAUGGUUCAAUGACUAGUUUACUGUUUUGAUGCCGCCACAUACUUGUUGUUGCAAUUACUUUUUUUUACCUAUAUAAGUAUUUUGGGCUUGCUUGUCUUGAUCUACCCUAGCAAGUGAUAUGAUGGAAAACAUUUCAGAUAUAUUAUCAGUUUAACACAUCAGGUUUCGUUUCAAUUCUGUCUUCUGAAUUACCUUGUACUGCUUGCUUAAUAGCAUCUGUGCUUUAUUUAUUAUAG
This is a messenger RNA of Styela clava, 5737 nucleotides long. Its product is annotated as inhibitor of Bruton tyrosine kinase-like. Lineage: Eukaryota; Metazoa; Chordata; Ascidiacea; Stolidobranchia; Styelidae. Gene Ontology annotation, molecular function: protein binding. The record is from RefSeq and is a predicted model, not a curated record.